AUGCUAUUUGAUGUAUAUCGGGAGUCUCUCUUGAAACUAUACUACUUCUUGAGAGAUGAACCGGAUGCCUUCGAUAAAUCAAGGUCCUAUCCCGCAGCAAGGGUGGACUUCGGCAUCAAUAUGGAGCCAUUACUUAAGAAACCAGAAGUUGAGAUUGACACACCACCCACGACAUUCUCCGCCACCAACUCCUGGAAUUUCUAUGAACCAAAUAAGCCCACAGUGUUAAACAUGUGA
Molecule: messenger RNA, 237 nt
Organism: Babesia bigemina
Lineage: Eukaryota; Apicomplexa; Aconoidasida; Piroplasmida; Babesiidae
Exons: 1
Coding region: 1-237 (78 amino acids)
Source: RefSeq, a predicted model, not a curated record